GAGAAAGGAAAAAGUUACCCAACAAACAUGUGAAGAGAGCUUAAAGUUCUAAAGCACCAAAGCAGCAUGAGAUGAUGAGAAGAGUCACUGAAGUUCAGAGGACAUAACGUGUCCUUUGCUGGACGGCGACAGAAGUGACAGAAGAGAAGAAAGGGGACGGUGCACAUGGAGGAAGAGUGCGUCGGGGCUGCGAGGGUGUGCCUUUGCGCUCUCUGACACGUCGUGCGCUGCUGGUCAGAGCCUCCUGGCUCAGUGCACGCCGACUGCGCUCGGAGCUGCUCUACCACCGCCCCGCGCUCUUCUCUCCAGUGAGAACGAGCUGGACAGGUCAUUCCCUCGCUUCAGUUCAUCAUCUUCUCACUAGAUGGCUGCUGUGCACGGAGAGGAGUGAGGGACGGAGGAAUACCACCCUACGCAGCCUCCUUGUUUUUGUUUUAUCCAUUUUUGCGAGGCGUCCUUUGUUUUUCUUUCUCCGCUGUCUUCCCACGGCGUUCUUCUCACUGGAGUAAUGUCUGUGUACUGGAGCAAGGAGCCAUGGUUACCAGUGCAUUUAUUCAUCAUGCUGGUGGCACUGGCAUCCUACAGCAUCGGGCAGAAUGUGGACCGAGGGGAGGCACGACCUUCCUGCUAUGGGGGAUUUGACCUCUACUUUGUACUGGAUAAAUCCGGAAGUGUCCAGCACCAUUGGACUGAGAUUUACCACUUUGUUGAACAUCUGGCUCAUAAAUUCAUAAGCCCACAGCUGCGAAUGUCCUUCAUCGUGUUUUCUACAGAGGGAAAGAUCCUUAUGAGGCUGACUGAAGACAGAGAGAAGAUUCGGAAGGGCCUGGAGGAGCUGAAGAGAGUACUGCCAGGAGGGGACACGUUCAUGCACGAGGGCAUCCUGAGGGCUAGUGAGCAGAUAUACCAUGGGAACACAGAAGGGUACCGCACCGCAAGUGUCAUCAUCGCUCUUACAGAUGGGGAGCUACACGAAGAACUCGUUUUCUAUGCAGAGAGAGAGGCCAAUCGCUCACGGACCCUUGGCGCCUCUGUGUACUGCGUUGGUGUGAAAGACUUCAAUGAAACUCAGCUGGCAAAAAUUGCUGACAGCAAGGAUCAUGUCUUUCCAGUAAAUGAUGGGUUUGAAGCUCUUCAAGGUAUCAUAGAUUCGAUUUUAAAGAAGUCCUGCAUUGAAAUCCUGGCUGCUGAGCCCUCUAGUAUCUGUGCAGGAGAGUCUUUUGAGGUGGUUGUCAGAGGGAAUGGCUUCCUGCAUACUCGCAAUGCGGAGAAAGUGCUGUGCAGCUUCCGCAUCAAUGACACUGUAACAAUCAUGAGGAAACCACUAGUUGUCAUGGACACCUACCUUCUUUGCCUUGCGCCAGCGCUCAACGAAGUGGGAACGUCAGCCACUCUGUACGUCAGCAUGAACGACGGCUUGAGUUUCAUCUCCAGUUCGGUCACCAUUACCACUGUCGGCUGUUCUGACGGAACAAUACUGGCCAUUGCUCUGCUCAUCUUGAUGCUCCUGCUCAUCCUGGCUCUGCUCUGGUGGUUCUGGCCUCUGUGCUGCACAGUGAUCAUCCGUGAUCCCCCUCCUCCUGUUGUGGAAGACAGCUCGGAGGAUGAAGAGGAUGAAACCCCAAAGAAGAAGUGGCCCACGGUGGAUGCUUCAUAUUAUGGGGGCCGUGGUGUGGGUGGCAUUAAGAGGAUGGAAGUGCGCUGGGGUGAGAAGGGCUCCACUGAGGAAGGUGCCAAGCUGGAAAAGGCCAAGAAUGCCCGAGUGAAGAUGCCCGAACAGGAGUUUGAGAUGCCAUCGGUCCGUACGCUGAACAACGGCGUGCGCAAACCACACAGGCCCCCAAAGUGGUACUCUCCCAUCAAGGGCAAGCUGGACGCCUUGUGGGUCCUGUUGAGGAAAGGGUACCAGCGUGUGUCUGUGAUGAGACCACAGCCUGGAGAUAAGGGCCGAUGCAUCAACUUUACUCGGGUAAAGUCCAGCCCCCCGCCACGCUAUCCACUCUAUAACAAUAAUCUUGGACCCAUCUACAGUUCUUCAAGAGGAUGCAGCCCCCCUCCUCCACAGGGCAAGCUGCCACCGCCACCUCACAGCCCCCCAGCGUCCUGCUUAGCAUCCUUCCCGUCUACAUUGCCACCUCUGCCUCCCACACCGCCUCCUUCAACCAUCCCUCCACCUUACACACCUCCUCCCACAUGCGCUCUUCCUCCCACCACUCUGAAUUUGCCUCCUGCUCCGCCCUGUCCUCCACCGUCUGCAUUCCCGAACGGCUCUCUUCCGCCUCCACCUCUGGCACCACCUCCCAGCAGAGCUCCACCCCCCGAUCGCCCCCCGCCCCGCCCCUCUUUUUAAAGGCACUCUGUACGAUGAAGGGGGAGGGGGGGAAGCCACAACAGACUGUAUAGUGAAACAUAGAUAUAUUUCAAAUCCCCGUCCCCAGCUUCUCUCCUGCACUGCCGUCGUUUUUCUUUCUCACGCUCUGCCAAACUGCCACCAUCCACAUGACCUACUUCAUCCACACCAGCCAGCUUUUCUAAUCUCCUCUCGCGGUGGGACCAAAACCGCCUAUGAACCUCCGGCUAAGGAACCUGAACCACAUGAUGCUGUGCAUUAUGGCACUCUGAUGUUGCCUAGGGUUUGCAUCUUCAGCAGGCAUUUUGUAUAUUUGUAAAAAAAAAAAAAAAAAAGAAAAAAAAAA
This is a messenger RNA of Scleropages formosus (Asian bonytongue), 2696 nucleotides long. It is a transcript of the gene antxr1a, whose product is annotated as ANTXR cell adhesion molecule 1a. The transcript is spliced from 18 exons. The record is from RefSeq and is a predicted model, not a curated record. NCBI's taxonomy places the organism in Eukaryota, Metazoa, Chordata, Actinopteri, Osteoglossiformes, Osteoglossidae. Gene Ontology annotation, cellular component: cell surface; plasma membrane. Gene Ontology annotation, molecular function: transmembrane signaling receptor activity. Bases 509 to 2350 code for a protein of 613 amino acids.